CCUAGGUCAACGGUUUUAGUCGUUAGCAUUACCAGUAGCAGCAGUAGCAGCAGUGAUGGUGAUGUGGUGCUUGUGGUUUGUGGUAUCCAUCGUCAUGGGGAUUAUGGUAUGAUUUAAUGGAAAAUCCAAUAUUUAGAAGUGUCGAUUUAGAUAAUACUCUCUUUCUUCCCACCUAUUUAUAUAUCUGUGUAGGCACACACAAACAACACCUUUUUGUUAUGCCUGGGCAGUAAUGGUAUUCACGGUGGUGCCCCAAUGCCAGCUCUUUUAAAAUAUGCAUAUUAUUGUAAUAUAUAUAUGGCAAUCAAUAAUUAUAGAGUUGAAAGUACCUUUAUCAUUGUUGUCCAUGGUGGAGCUUAUUGCGAGACCUUGAUUAGCAAGUUGAAAUUAACACUAACAUUAAGCAUCCUUUCUCUCUACCCUCUUGUAUUUGUAAUCAAUCUCCUUCCUGUGACUGCAACCCAACAGAAGAAACUGUUGCAUUUUCUUCUAUGAUAAUGAAUGAACCACCGACUCCCAUACAACUUCCUGUGUUAGAUUUAUCUCAACCAGUUCACCCCUCUUUUCUAACUUCUCUUUCUCAAGCCUGUGAAGAAUGGGGCUUCUUCCAUGUAAUGAAUCAUGGUAUCCCCCAAGAUCUUUUCAGCAAAGUAUGUCUUCUUUCAAAGCAUAUAUUUAGCCUUCCUGCAGAUUCAAAACUCAAACUGGGGCCAUCUUCAUCCAUCAAAACAUACACUCCCCGUUUUAUUGCAUCUCCCUUCUUUGAAAGCCUGCGAAUAGCUGGACCAGACUUCUUGGCCUCUGCUAAGAGUUCUGUUGCUGAACUCUUUGACCAACAAAAUUCUGAAUUUAGUGAGACGUUGCAAGAAUAUGGAAGCAAGAUGGUGGAAUUAUCAAAGAGAAUUGUGGAGGCUGUAUUAAUGAGCUUGGGAGAUGGGUAUGAGAGGAAGUUUAAUGAAUCUGAAUUCAAUAACUGUCAGGGGUAUUUGAGGUUGGUGAACUACUCGCCGCCUGAGUGUGUGGAAGACAAAGAGGUUGAAGGGCUUGGAAUGCACACUGAUAUGAGUUGUAUAACAAUAGUCUAUCAAGAUGAAAUUGGUGGGCUUCAAAUGAGAUCGAAGGGAGGGGAAUGGAUAGACAUAACCCCAUGUGAGGGUACUCUUGUAGUUAACAUUGGAGAUCUGAUGCAGGGUUGGAGCAAUGGACGAUUAAGAUCAUCUGAACACCGGGUUGUUUUGAAGCAAUUUGUGAACCGCCUCUCUCUGGCUUUCUUUUGGUGCUUUGAGGAUGAGAAGGUGGUGUUGGCACCAGAUGAAAUCGUGGGAGAAGGAAACUCGAGGAUUUACAAGCCAUUUGUUUGCUUGGAAUAUUUGAAGUUCAGAGAGAGUAACGAGGAAGGUAAGUAUGAGAAAGUUGGGUAUACUGUAAAAGAUUUUGCAGCUUUGAAACUUGAAAUGAAGUGAUGGGAGCUGAAACCAUAAAGCUACCUGUUGUACUGCGGGCACAUAUAUGUGUGUUUAUUAUACAUAUGCUGCUUGUUCUUUGCUGUUGUUGCAGGUCUUAUUUGAUUGUUCUGCAGUUGUUUGCUACUGAGAAGACAGGAACGGUUGUGUGAUUCUAGAUUUUCUUAUCUUCUGUCUUCUUCUGUCUUAGCCUUAUAGAAUUUGUGUAUAAUUUCCUUGUGAAAUGUGCCUAUAGUGAUUGAAUUGGAUACCAAGGUAUUCUGGCUUGUAAGUGAGUAUCAAAGUGGGCAUAAUGCAAAUAAAAGAGGGAAGUUUGGUGGAUUAGGAUGUGAAAGGUUGAGUCUAGAAUCUUGUUGGAUUUUGGAACUAAAUUGGUAUUGUUAUCGUAUGUGGAAGAAUAUGUAAUGAAGUUGAAGUUCAAUUUUUUGUGUUAUAUGAAUUGAAUGUCAUUCAGUGGA
Molecule: messenger RNA, 1921 nt
Organism: Vitis riparia (riverbank grape)
Lineage: Eukaryota; Viridiplantae; Streptophyta; Magnoliopsida; Vitales; Vitaceae
Product: gibberellin 20-oxidase-like protein
Exons: 2
Coding region: 492-1463 (323 amino acids)
Molecular function (GO): dioxygenase activity
Source: RefSeq, a predicted model, not a curated record